Chelmon rostratus (copperband butterflyfish) is the source of this 2554-nucleotide messenger RNA. It is a transcript of the gene ptpn11a, whose product is annotated as protein tyrosine phosphatase non-receptor type 11a. The transcript is spliced from 16 exons. Lineage: Eukaryota; Metazoa; Chordata; Actinopteri; Chaetodontiformes; Chaetodontidae. Gene Ontology annotation, molecular function: protein tyrosine phosphatase activity. The coding region runs from base 221 to 2029 and encodes 602 amino acids. Gene Ontology annotation, biological process: protein dephosphorylation. The record is from RefSeq and is a predicted model, not a curated record.
UCGACUUGCUCUGAAGUCUCCGGGGCCGAGGCCUACAGACUUUUUUUGUAACGCACGCUCUUAAAAUCUAGUCUCGAUGCCCAGAUUUCGGUGCCCGUUUUGACCGGGUGUGAACAGAUGAAGCACUUUAUUCUGUGAUUGAAGCAGAAACGGUCGGAAACGUUAGCCAGCUAAUUGUAGCUACUGCUAACUGCCAGCGAGGAAGUGAGGAACGAAAAAAAUGACAUCUCGGAGGUGGUUUCACCCCAACAUCACAGGUGUGGAGGCCGAAAACCUCCUGCUGACUCGAGGAGUGGAUGGGAGCUUUUUAGCCAGGCCCAGUAAGAGUAAUCCAGGAGACUUUACCCUCUCAGUACGGCGAAAUGGAGCCGUCACCCAUAUUAAGAUCCAGAACACAGGAGACUACUAUGACCUUUAUGGUGGGGAGAAGUUUGCCACUCUGGCGGAGCUGGUGCAGUAUUACAUGGAGCAUCAUGGGCAGCUGAAAGAGAAAAACGGAGAUGUUAUUGAGCUCAAGUAUCCACUCAACUGUGCGGACCCCACCUCAGAGAGGUGGUUCCACGGACACUUGUCGGGCAGGGAGGCUGAGAAGCUGCUGACGGAGAAAGGCAAGAACGGCAGCUUCCUGGUGAGAGAGAGCCAGAGCCACCCGGGGGAUUUCGUCCUGUCCGUCCGUACAGGAGACGACAAGACGGACAGCAGCGACAGCAAACCCAAAGUGACUCACGUCAUGAUCCGCUGCCAGCAUGACCUGAAGUACGACGUGGGUGGAGGGGAGAAGUUUGACUCCCUCACCGACUUGGUGGAGCACUACAAAAAGAACCCCAUGGUGGAGACUCUGGGCACUGUGCUUCAGCUCAAACAGCCCCUGAACACUACUCGUAUUAACGCUGCAGAGAUUGAAAGUCGAGUUCGGGAGCUGAGCAAACUAGCGGAGGCAACAGACAAGGUCAAACAGGGCUUCUGGGAAGAAUUUGAGACCUUGCAGCAACAAGAGUGCAAGCUGCUCUACAGUCGCAAAGAGGGCCAGAGAGCAGAGAACAAGAACAAGAACAGAUACAAGAACAUUUUGCCCUUCGACCACACUCGUGUGGUGCUGAAUGACAGGGACCCAAAUGAGCCAGGCUCUGACUACAUCAACGCCAAUAUCAUCAUGGUAGUAUCUGCUGUCAUGCCGGAGCUGGACUCAAAGUGUAACAGCACCAAGCUGAAGAAGAGCUACAUCGCCACUCAGGGCUGUCUGCAGAACACCAUCAGUGACUUCUGGAGGAUGGUGUUUCAGGAGAACUCGCGAGUCAUCGUCAUGACCACCAAAGAGGUGGAGAGAGGAAAGAGCAAGUGUGUGAAGUACUGGCCGGACAUGUCGGCUCUGAAGGAAUACGGUGCGAUGCGCGUUCGCAAUGUCAGAGAGACGGCUGCACACGACUACAUCUUAAGAGAACUCAAGCUGUCUAAAGUCGGACAGGGUAACACAGAACGUACAGUCUGGCAGUACCACUUCAGGGCCUGGCCGGACCACGGAGUCCCCACUGACCCCGGCGGUGUACUCGACUUCUUAGAGGAGGUCAACCUGAAACAGGAGAGCAUACUGGACGCUGGACCUAUAGCGGUACACUGCAGUGCAGGGAUCGGGCGGACAGGAACGUUUAUAGUGAUCGACAUCCUGAUAGAUGUGAUCAGAGAAAAAGGGGUGGACUGCGACAUCGACGUGCCAAAGACCAUCCAGAUGGUUCGCUCUCAGCGCUCUGGGAUGGUGCAGACUGAGGCGCAGUACAGAUUCAUCUACAUGGCCGUACAGCACUACAUAGAAACGUUGCAGAGACGCAUCGAGGAGGAGCAGAAAAGUAAGAUUAAAGGGCGUGAGUACACCAACAUUAAGUACUCUCUGUCUGACCUGACUGGGGGAGAGCAGAGCCCUUUGCCUCCUUGCACUCCUAUUCCUACUCCCACCUGCACAGAGAUGAGGGAGGACAGCUCCAGAGUGUAUGAGAACGUGGGCCUGAUGCAGCAGCAGAAGAGCUACAGAUGAGAUUCACCUUUGACCCCAGUGCUCUACCAGUUCCAGGUUCUCGAUACCUGACAGUUUUCUCGCCAGCCACACCUUGACGCCUGAGACUUGACCGUAAUGACAUGGAACAACGGAAAAACACAAAAAACACAAAACCGCGAGGGAGACCAGACGCCAGGGUCCUCCUGCUCUCGCUCAUCUUACUCGAACAUUUGCCCUCUAGUUGAAUUCUAAACCACUGUGAUCAUCAGAAGAGCCUUUGAGAAGCCUAACAUGCUAAACCCCCCCCCUACUAAACCACGGUUUGGGUUUAGCCUUUGUAAAUCUCACCCCAACAAGGGCUGCACACAGCGAGCACUCUCCUCAGAGGGAAACACCUAGCUAACCUUUGCUCAUCUCUCUUUUUUCUAUGUAUUAUUUUUUAAUUAACCAAAGGACGAGUUUGUAGAUUGUUUGUAGAAGUGAGGAGUUUUCUGAAAAAGGCUUGUGCCAAAACCACGAAUGAGUUUAUCCACAUUUCUCAGCUAAUUAAAAGUCUCUAUUCGG